UCCAUUCCCGAUAAAUGUUAUGCAAACGUCCAAUAUGGCGACAUCUCGUAACAUAGUUUGCGGAAGAAUGCUCUCCUGUCUCUUGUUGUUUUCCUUCGUUUUCUCCGCCGUUUCUGACGGCAGUAAGCUCGCGUCGGUUCGGUACGAUGAAGGCACCAAGACCUACCAAAUCACCGACACGCUGGACACCGGCGCCGCCGCCUGGGCCAACUUUACGGACAGAAUAUCGUCGACUGGCUGGUCGUUCCUGACCGUCACCACCAAUGAGAAGUACAACGACAGCGUGCAGGCGUACGCGGCUGGACUGGUGGAGGGAUACCUCACACGUGAUCAUAUGUACAACCACUGGCUGAACACGGUGGGCGCAGCCUUCUGUAGCAGCAAGAGUACAUUCUGUAAGAACCUGGAGAGUUUCCUGAAGACUAACCUGGCCUGGAUGAAGGAACAGAUAGAGGCUAGCGGAGAAACAGACGACUACUGGCACCAGGUUAAGUUGACUCUGCAGCAGUUAUCAGGUCUGGAUGAUGGGUACAAUGAUGAACCCAAACAGCCAUCUCUGGACAUCAACCCUUUUGGUUUCCUGAUUUUCCAGAUCAGUGGUGACAUGGAGGAUUUACAGGAAGCCCUGAAGGACAGAGACUCCCACCGUGUCCUCGGCUCUGGGUCCUGUUCCGCUCUCGUCAAGCUGUUGCCAGGCAACACGGACCUGUUUGUGGCUCACGACACUUGGAAUACCUUCCAGUCCAUGCUGAGGAUCAUCAAGAAAUACCAGUUCCCCUUCAACAUGGGUGGUGCAGAUAAGAUCCCAGGCCACACCGUUUCCUUCUCCUCCUAUCCUGGAGUUCUGUACUCAGGAGAUGACUUCUACAUCACAAGCUCAUCCCUGGUUGCCCAAGAGACCACCAAUGGGAACAGUAACCCUGCUCUGUGGAAGUAUGUCCAGCCCCAGGGACAGGUACUGGAGUGGUUAAGGAACAUCGUAGCCAACAGACUGGCCAACAAGGCCAUGGACUGGGCUAACAUAUUCAAGAAGUACAACAGUGGCACAUACAACAACCAAUGGAUGAUAGUGGACUACAAGGCUUUCACUCCAAACAAGUACCUACCUGAGAAAGGACUACUUGUUGUACUGGAACAAUUGCCAGGCAUGGUGGUUAUGGAUGACGUGACGUCAGUCCUGGCGAAGCAGGCCUACUGGCCAAGCUACAACACACCUUAUUUUGAAAAGAUCUUCAACGCCAGCGGGAUGCCGGCCAUGGUUGAGAAGUACGGAGACUGGUUCACGUACGAGCACACGCCGCGGGCUAACAUCUUCAGGAGAGACCACGAGAAAGUCACCGAUGUCAGCUCCAUGAUCAAACUCAUGAGGUACAACGACUUCCAACACGACCCACUGUCCAGGUGUAACUGCACUCCGCCAUACAGCGCCGAGAACUCCAUCUCCGCCAGGUCCGACCUCAACCCCAUCAACGGAACCUACCCGUUUGGCGCUCUACAACACCGCUGUCAUGGCGGCACAGACAUGAAGAUGACGAGUUAUUCCAUGUACGCCAACUACGAGAUGAUGGCAGUGAGCGGUCCCACCCACGACCAGCAGCCGGCCUUCCAGUGGAGCACCUCCGACUACGACAAGCAGUUCUACCAUCUGGGACACCCCGACAUCUUCAACUUUGACCCCGUCCAUGUGAUCUGGUACGACCAAUCAGAUGACUGAACUGAAAAGCACUGGUUUGAUGUUAAUAUUAUGGAUUUUUAUCAGCCAAGCUGUGUAAAACUAUAGCAUUUCUGCUUGCUUGUACAUUCUUGUACUUCUCUGCAUAUUUGGUCACAGAAUCCUGAGUGUCUGAGAGUUAGAGUAUUUAACAAAUACUGAUUACCACUCUAUAAUUUUGAAAAAUGAGAAGGCAAAGAAAUAGAAAUUUUGUGACACAGACAGCUAUUUGUUCUAUAACAUAAAACAGUGUCCAGAUUAAACAACAGUUUCAAGAUGACUUUAAAAAAUCUUGUGAUUGUUUUAAAAAAUCUUGAGAUUUUCCUUAAAAUCUUGAGAUUUUGUCAGAAAAUCUUGAGAUUUUUUAUUUUUAAUGAUGUGUGACGACUCCCGCUGGGGGUCAUUAUGAUCCGUAUGGUGACAGGAAAGUUGUUCACAAAAUAUCAGCCAUGUAAGUAUAAGCUAGGAACAGCAAGAAGCAUGUGUCCAAAGUGUUCUGGAUUGUGCAAAUUUAAUCUGGAUGCUGUUAUUAAGUAUUGAUUAUGUCAGGUAUCUGUUACAAUGUUGCCUGUCUUCUUGCCUUCAUUGUGAAAAUGUUGCUUUGAGUUUGCUGCUCUGGAGAAUAGUAAGUAAAUAAAAACCUGGAAUGUUAAAUGAUAAAAUUUCAACAUCUUCUACUGUAGACUUUCAAGUUUUUCAGAAAGUCAAGAUCCUUUAUCAUGAUAGGAGUAGAGAAGGUGUACGGUGCAAAAUGACCUUCCUGUCAAUCUGCAGUUACACCAUUUCCCACCUCACUUCCUGUGACUUAACUGUAAAAAACUACAAAGUAACACACAAUGUACCAAGUACAUGUAACACUGAAAACAAAACUUCCAUACACGGAUUUCACAACUUUAAUAUUAUCUAACUUCUGAUAGCAAGGUAAGGAUAAGGAAUGUACACAUGUUGUAAGAAGAUAUAGUAAUAUUUAGUAUGUUCUAUUGACCAGUCUGUGUUACACUUUUGAAGAAUGUUAAAAGAAGAUUCAUCAAGUAUAUUUUGAAGAUUCAAGUUGAUUUAAGCUGUGAGCUGAAUAGGAAAGAAUCAUAAAUAAAUUCAAUCAUUUGUUCUGGAAAUCUGGCAUUUCCAAAAUGAAUAAAACUUGUA
Branchiostoma belcheri (Belcher's lancelet) is the source of this 2857-nucleotide messenger RNA. Its product is annotated as putative phospholipase B-like 2. The transcript is spliced from 11 exons. Gene Ontology annotation, biological process: phospholipid catabolic process. Gene Ontology annotation, cellular component: extracellular region. Bases 20 to 1714 code for a protein of 564 amino acids. Gene Ontology annotation, molecular function: glycerophospholipase activity. Lineage: Eukaryota; Metazoa; Chordata; Leptocardii; Amphioxiformes; Branchiostomatidae. The record is from RefSeq and is a predicted model, not a curated record.